UUAAAGUAGGAUCCUUUUCAACCAUAUAUAAAUUAGAUGAUGCUGAUCUCUAGCAGUCAAAUUGGACUGGUAUCUAACCCUCCAGCAGUCGAGGUAGACUAUUCAGCAACCACCUCAUGUUCUUUCAGUAUGUUAUAUACACACACAUAUAUACGUAUAGAAAGAAUAUACUUACUCCUGUUAGAACUGCAUGUAUGGCUGUUGGGUCGGGUGUAAGUGUAGGCAGUGAAGUCGGGAAGUACAAUGGUCAGAUCACACCAUUUGUAGUGUUGUCAUGUAUGGUUGCUGCAACAGGAGGUAUCAUAUUCGGAUAUGAUAUCGGAAUUUCAGGUGGAGUGACCUCCAUGGAGCCAUUUUUGAAAAAAUUCUUCCGAAAAGUGUACACCAAAAUGGAAGAAGACACCAAGAUAAGCAACUACUGCAAAUUCGACAGCCAACUACUGACUUCCUUCACAUCUUCACUAUACGUAGCUGGUCUGAUUGCAACCUUUUUUGCUUCUCCCAUCACUCGAGCUUUCGGACGCAAACCCUCCAUUCUUAUUGGUGGGGUCGCAUUUCUUGCUGGUGCAGCUUUUGGUGGGGCCGCUUACAAUAUAUACAUGCUUAUAAUCGGCCGUGUCUUGCUUGGUGUAGGAGUUGGUUUCGCAAACCAGUCGGUUCCAUUAUAUCUAUCGGAAAUGGCACCAUCGCGAUACAGAGGAGCAUUCAACAUGGGAUUUCAAUUUUGUGUUGGUAUAGGCGUUCUAGCUGCAAAUCUUCUAAACUAUGGGAUUCAAAAGAUAGAAGGUGGUUGGGGAUGGAGAAUCUCAUUAGCCAUGGCUGCUGUUCCCGCCUCAAUUCUAACAAUUGGAGCUCUUUUUCUCCCGGAAACACCUAACAGCUUAAUACAACACAACAAGGAUGAUCCAGAUAAAGCUAAGAAAAUGCUACAGAAAGUCAGAGGGACAGAUGAUGUAAAGGCUGAAUUUGAUGAUCUAGUGACAGCAAAUGAAAUCUCAAAAACAAUUAAACACCCUUUCAAGAACAUCUUGAGGCCAAAAUACAGACCUCAGCUUGUUAUGGCAAUUGCGGUUCCAUUCUUUCAGCAGGUUACAGGAAUCAAUGUGAUCUCGUUCUAUGCUCCAAUUCUGUUUCGAACAAUAGGAUUUGGUGAAAGUGCUUCGCUUAUGUCAGCAGUGGUGACUGGGCUUGUGGGUCUUAGCAUGACCUUUUUAUCGUUGCUGAUAGUGGACAGAGUUGGUCGCCGGACUAUAUUCACCAUUGGAGGUGUUCAAAUGUUUGUUUCACAGAUGCUAGUGGGGGCAAUCAUGGCAGCAAAACUAGGGGAUCAUGGUGGAUUGAGUAAGGGAUAUGGUUUUUCAGUGUUGAUCUUGAUAUGCACUUAUGUGGCUGGUUUUGGUUUAUCAUGGGGUCCAUUAGGAUGGUUGAUUCCUAGCGAGAUAUUCCCAUUGGAGAUUAGAUCUGCAGGACAAAGCAUCACUGUUGCAGUGGGAUUUCUUUUCACUUUCAUAGUCGCUCAAACGUUUUUGGCAAUGCUUUGCCAUAUGAAGUCAGGAACUUUCUUCUUUUUUGGUGGAUGGGUGGCGGUGAUGACGGUGUUUGUGUACUUUUUUCUGCCGGAGACUAAAAAUGUGCCGAUUGAGAAGAUGGAUCGGAUAUGGAAGAAGCACUGGUUUUGGAAGAAAUACGUGGGCAAAGAAGAUGAUACUAAUUACGAUCCUGUCACUGCUGAAAUUAAAACAGACAUUUAACAAAAAAAAAGCCCUAAUGAAAUUGUAUCAUGAACACCAAGUUCAUGUUUCUACUUCGAUAAUGAAUUAUAGUUAUAGAUUGUAGAGCAGAAAACCAUAAAAAUUUCAAUUGUAAUUUUCAUGUACCUGGUAAUCAUAAACACCAAGACUGAAAAGCAAGUUAGAAUGCAUGACUAAAUCCGAUGGGGUA
Molecule: messenger RNA, 1941 nt
Organism: Lactuca sativa (garden lettuce)
Lineage: Eukaryota; Viridiplantae; Streptophyta; Magnoliopsida; Asterales; Asteraceae
Product: hexose carrier protein HEX6
Biological process (GO): monosaccharide transmembrane transport
Cellular component (GO): membrane
Molecular function (GO): monosaccharide transmembrane transporter activity
Source: RefSeq, a predicted model, not a curated record